Macrobrachium nipponense is the source of this 741-nucleotide messenger RNA. RefSeq lists its product as uncharacterized. The transcript is spliced from 2 exons. Gene Ontology annotation, molecular function: nucleic acid binding. Gene Ontology annotation, biological process: DNA integration. Bases 1 to 741 code for a protein of 246 amino acids. The record is from RefSeq and is a predicted model, not a curated record. NCBI's taxonomy places the organism in Eukaryota, Metazoa, Arthropoda, Malacostraca, Decapoda, Palaemonidae.
AUGUCGGAGGCAACCACGAAAGCAUGCGCCAAAGCCCUCCUCGCCAGUUGGAUCAGUCGAUUCAGAGUGCCAGACGAGAUCACGACGGACCGCGGACCAGUUUUCCUGUCGGAGUUGUGGACCACCCUGGCCCGCCUAAUGGGGACAUCGCUACACCCCACCACUGCCUACAACCCAGCAGCUAACGGCAUGGUGGAGAGAGUCCACCGAUCGUUCAAGGCUUCCCUAAUGGCGCGCUUCACCGGCGAAAAUUGGAAGAGCCAGCUACCAUGGGUCCUCCUCGGUCUCAGGACCGCCCCGCGGGCGAACGGCGAGGCAUCACCCGCGGAGAAGGUAUACGGGGAGCCAUUAACAGUCCCUGACGAGUUCUUCCCGACCAAUGCUGACGACGCCGACGUCUCCAUCGCCAGGCUUCGGGUGGGAAUCGGCGGAAUUCACACCCUGCGUCAAAACCUUCUCCGACAGGACCAAACGCUUCCUCCCAAAGGCCCUAUCAUCGUGCAAACACGUCUUCAUCAGGGACGACACCUGCCACUAACGAGACCCUACCGAGGCCCCUUCCGCGUCCUACAAUGCACUGACAAGGCUCGUAGCCGCGGCCGCCCUCGGAAGACGGUCGAACCCCCCGAGGAUCACCUCAGGGGAGGCAUCCCGUCCCCAGAAACCCCCGAAGAUCUACCACAGCAACUGAUAUCGCGCACCCGAGGGCGGCUCUGCCGCCCAGCUCACUUCCUCGAGUAA